Molecule: messenger RNA, 633 nt
Organism: Ostertagia ostertagi
Lineage: Eukaryota; Metazoa; Nematoda; Chromadorea; Rhabditida; Trichostrongylidae
Source: the annotation of a GenBank genome assembly
CCACACAAGCCACGUCUACGUCAACAGCAACCACCAAGAAAGAAAUGGAGACCAGUACCGGAAUCGCUGUCAACGCAGACUGAAACCAUCCCUGUCCCUACAGAAGCACCAACGACAAUAUCGUCGACAGUAAGAGUACCGGCAACGCAAGCGUCGACAAAGCAGCCUGCGACGACGCCCGCUCCCUCAACGCAAGCUCCGACGACGACGCAAGUACCAAUUACGCAACCUUCCACAACACGGUCCUCUUCUACUCCAGCACCAGUGCCCACAACAGCUUCGCCAAGUACGACGCAUUCCGCAACGGCUCCUCCUGUGCCGAGAGCUAUCGCACCAGCACGUGUACAACCACCGGAACAGAGAGAAUUCGACGCUCGAGUUGUUUGCGCACUACCACCGGACGCAGGAUCAUGCUUCGAUUAUGUUCCUCGAUGGUUCUUCAACGCCCAAAGCAGUCAGUGUGAACAGUUCUCGUAUGGCUCUUGUGGCGGAAACGAGAACAACUUCGCUGAUAGGACCGUGUGUGAAAUCAAGUGCAUGCCAGCUCAUGCUGCAUUGUUAUCUCACGUACCCGAACGAUGCACAUACGAGCGAGAUGGAGGCUUCGGCAAAGGUUACAACGUUAAGUGGUGA